AUGGUUAUUGUAAGGACAAUCAUUAGCAUGGCAACUUCUAGAGGAUGGAAUCUAUUUCAAAUGGAUGUAAAUAAUACAUUUCUGCAAGGAGAUCUUUAUGGGGAGGUUUAUAUGGAUUUGCCUCAAGGUUACAAUCAGAGUGCUCAUGACAACUCCCUCUUUACUAAGAAGACAAAUUCUCACAUUGUCCUUAUCCUAGCGUUUGCGGAUGACUUGCUCAUCACUGGGAGCAAUGCAGAACUGAUAGAAGAAGUCAAACAGACCCUUCAAAAUUUCUUUAAGGUAAAAGAUUUAGGAGAACUAAGAUAUUUCCUUGGCAUUGAAGUUCUGAGAUCAAAGGAAGGGAUACCACUCACACAGAGGCAAUAUUCUCUCCAAUUGAUAUCAGAAGUUAGACUUGCAGCAGCUAAAUCAAUCUCCACUCCUAUUGACUUAAACCAGAAGUUGACUACUGUCGACUAUGACAAGCAUGUGGGGGUCAAUGGAGAUGAAGAAUUGGAGGAAAUUGGGAGCUAUCAAAGACUCAUCGGGAAGCUGCUUUACUUGACCAUCACCAGACCAAACCUUAGUUUUGCAGUCUAG
Nicotiana tabacum (common tobacco) is the source of this 582-nucleotide messenger RNA. The record is from RefSeq and is a predicted model, not a curated record. NCBI's taxonomy places the organism in Eukaryota, Viridiplantae, Streptophyta, Magnoliopsida, Solanales, Solanaceae.